AUGUUUCUAUCAAAGAUAAGUAAAUUAUGGAAGGUAUGGGAGCUUAGGACAUUGGUUCUUAUCAGCCUCUCCAUUCAGGUGUUACUUAUCCUUUUCGGAAGCCAUAGAAAGCGUAUUGUGACCAAGUGGGUUAGCCUUCUUCUUUGGUUGGGCUACUUGUUGGCUGAUAGUGUUGCAACCUUGGCUCUUGGUGUCCUUUCGCAUAAUGGAGAUUCCGAAGAUCAUUCAUCAUCAGCAAAUCAAAACAAUGAUGAUCUACUUGCAUUUUGGUCACCUUUUCUUCUUUUACACCUUGGUGGCCCUGAUACCAUCACUGCUUUCUCUUUGGAAGACAACGAAUUGUGGCUCAGGCACUUUCUUGGACUCAAUGUUCAAGUCGGAGUUGCAUUUUACAUCUUCAUCAGGACUCUAUCAGAAACCAAGCUACCAGGAGCCAAACUGUGGUUAGUCACCAUCCUAAUGUUUAUUGCAGGAAUCAUCAAGUACUCAGAGAGGACAUGGGCUCUAAUGGUUGCAAGCCGAGAUAAUUUUAGGGAGUCUAUGGUCACUGCUCCUGACCCUGGACCCAACUAUGCCAAAUUCAUGGAGGAAUACUGUUCCAAAAAGAGUGCCGGACUAAAAGCAGAAAUAGUCUGUGAGCCAGAGCCAAGGUCACAGUUGCGGCGGCGGCGGCGGCUUUCCCAUGGGAGUAAUUAUGUUGAAGAAGAGAGCAAAAUUAUAAGCGAUGAGGAUCUUAUAUUUGAAGCCCACCGUUUCUUUCAGAUAUUUAAGCGCCUUAUUGUUGAUCUUAUUCUCACUUUCCAUGAUCGGAAUGAAAGUCAAUCCUUCUUCAUGAAACGUUCUUGGGAUCAAGCUUAUAAAGUCAUUGAGAUUGAGCUUGGGUUUGUGUAUGAGGUUCUCUACACAAAGGCUGCUGUGAUUCAUACACUUACAGGUUGCAUUCUUCGCAUCUUUAGUGCUUCCUCCAUCACUUCUGCUUUCAUUAUCUUCUACUUGUCCAUCAACAAGAUUAACUACUCAAAGAUUGAGGUAGUAAUAACUUAUGUACUUUUGGGAGGGGCUAUUGCUUUAGAGAUUUGGUCACUAACUCGAUUAGUCUUCUCAGAAUGGACUAUCAUCUGGAUGAAGAAGAAGAACCUCAAUCAGUUAUCAACACUUUUAUUUAGAGUUGUUUCUUAUUUUAGACCAAUCGACCAACCAAGAUGGUCGAAUUCCAUGGCACAAUACAACUUAAUCAAGUUUUGUAUCAAAGAUCAGUCAUCAAUCGUUGGAAAAAUGAUGAAGCUCAUUCAUGUCAAGGAAAUUUAUGACAAGUUCUGGUACAGAACAUAUAUAGGUGUCACUGAUGAUCUUAAAACAUCCAUAUUUGAGGACUUGAAUCAGAAGUUACGCAAUGCAACAGAUUCCACAUCUUACAAGUAUUUCAGCACUUGCAGAGGGGAAUUAGCACUUCAAAUGAUCGAUUACUAUGAUGAUAUACUUGAUCGGAGUAUCAAAGUUGAAUUUGAUGAAAGCAUUUUGCUUUGGCACAUUGCUACAGAUAUUUGUUAUUUCUUGGAUGAUGGAGAUCAUCAUAAAGAGAUUAAUUCAGAAAAAAUUCUUUCCAACCAGAGGAAGAGCAGAGCUGUAUCAAAUUAUUUGUUAUAUCUUUUGGUGUCACGCCCUUUCAUGUUGACCGCAGGGAUUGGACAAAUCAGAUUUGGGGACACAUGUGCUGAGGCCAAAAACUUUUUCCAUCGAUUGGAAAUCGAAAUUGAUGAAUCACAAGCUUGUAGGAAAUUGCAUGAAGUAGACACACAGGUUCCCCCAAUAGAGGUGAAAGGAGAUAGGAGCAAAUCAGUAUUGUUCGAUGCAUCCAGGCUUGCGAAAUCGUUGCUUAAGUUGGAUAUAGAGAAGAGAUGGGAGAUGAUGAGUCUUGUGUGGUUUGAGAUGUUGUAUUAUACAGCAAGUCAUUGUAGGGGAAAUUACCAUGGUCAAAGGCUUAGUCUGGGUGGAGAGCUUCUCACUGUUGUUUGGUUUUUAAUGGUCCAUCUUGGUAUAGGAGAGCAAAACCGUGUGGAAUCAGGACAUGCUCGAGCCAAGUUGAUAGUAGACAUGUAA
This is a messenger RNA of Telopea speciosissima, 2100 nucleotides long. RefSeq lists its product as uncharacterized. The coding region runs from base 1 to 2100 and encodes 699 amino acids. The transcript has a single exon. NCBI's taxonomy places the organism in Eukaryota, Viridiplantae, Streptophyta, Magnoliopsida, Proteales, Proteaceae. The record is from RefSeq and is a predicted model, not a curated record.